Messenger RNA from Cyphomyrmex costatus, 807 nucleotides. RefSeq lists its product as uncharacterized. The record is from RefSeq and is a predicted model, not a curated record. The coding region runs from base 1 to 807 and encodes 268 amino acids. NCBI's taxonomy places the organism in Eukaryota, Metazoa, Arthropoda, Insecta, Hymenoptera, Formicidae. Gene Ontology annotation, molecular function: catalytic activity. The transcript has a single exon.
AUGAUUGAAAACAAUGCAGGUCUCGCGAUUAUUUCAGAGCCUCAUAGGGUGCUGGAUCACCCCUACUGGUUGUCGGACAAAAGAGAAGAUGUCGCGAUUUGCUGGAGGAAGGACAGUCACCCUAUGGCCUUCUCUCUGAUAUGCGCUGGUGAGGGCUAUCUUACAAUAAAGUGGGGCGAGAUCUUCGUUACGGGAGUAUACUGUUCCCCUAACGUAAGCAAGGCCACCUUUAAGGAAUGGCUCGACGAUUUAGGCCAACAUAUACAGGGCCAUCUAGAUAAACAUAUUUUACUAUGUGGGGAUUUCAACGCGAGAUCUUCGUUAUGGGGCGAUAGAAUCACCAACGCUAGAGGCAGAAUCCUGGAGGAGUGGUCUGCAUCGUUCGGUUUGGUCUGUGCAAAUAGAGGCUCUAGAGGCACAUGUGUAAGAAGUAGAGGUGAAUCUAUCGUAGACACCUCAUGGAUUUCUUUCAAUAUGAAUAACAGAGUAGCGGAUUGCAGAGUGUUAUCUGAUGAAACGAUGUCAGACCACCGGUACAUUAGUAUCAAGAUAGGCCUGUCGGCAGCCCAUAGAUCGAAAAGUCAGGUCAAUGAGAGAAGAUGGGCGGUACGCAAAUUGAAUAAGGACCUUCUCACUGCGGUCUUUGAAGUGCUCACGUGGAAACCGGCUCAAGAAGCUCAGGAGACAGAUAACGUAAUCAAAGAUCUGGAUGCGGAAACUAUUCGACUACAGGACAUAGUUGCCACCGCAUGCGAUGUAGCUAUACCCAGGACGAAAUCUCGUUCUAAGAAACAGGUUCACUGGUGA